CAGGGUGUGCUGCGGAUUAUGGGUCGACAAUGGACAGAAAACGACAAUCUAGGCUGUCAGUGAUCAACCCACAGACACAGACAAAGCCAGAUCCGCAGCGAUGAGCUCCUCCUUCCCAAAAUCCGAAUCCACAACCUCUUUACUGAAAUCAUCCUCGGCGAGGAGACCGACACACCUCCCUGAAAGCCGGAGAAGUCACCAUCAGCACCAGCACCAGCAUCACCACCGUCCCGCUGCUCUCCAGAGCGGUAGCACCGCCGAGGAGUCCUUCUGGACGGCUGAAUGCGACGUCAGUGCCCGGAGACCCCUGUGCCACCCGUCUCUCCUCAACAACCGGGGUAGUAAUACUAAUGCAACGACCCGGUGCAAGAGCAGAUCCCAUGCCCCUCACAGCCAAGUUCCCGACCCGUCUGAGCCUAACGGCGAGGCGAGCCGAGGUAUGAGGGAGCGCUGCAGGGCAUCCAAACCCACACACCGGCACCACCGCAGGAAGCCAAACCGGGAGGACCCACCGCCGGCAGGAUCCCCAGAACCGGAACAUCACCGUCGCUGCCACACACACACCCGCACAGUCCCGAGGGUCCCCUCUCUGUCGGACAGCAACGACGACACGGCGUCCUUCUUUGAGCCGAGGGACCGUAAGGGGGCCAGUUUGUCCAACAGCGGCGGUCAGGUCAGCAGCCCGUCCCCGUCCUCCUGCUCCCUGGUCCCGCUGUCCAGCAGGUCCUCUCGCCGCUCCCGGAGGUCCAGUGCGGCGUCCUCUGCGUCCGAUGUCAAUUUGCGCACCAUCCUCAAUUCACUCUUCGGGCAGGACAGAGAGCUGAGACCCGAGGAAAUGGAUGAGUUGCGGGACGCUUUCAAAGAGUUUGACAAGGACAAAGACGGUUUCAUUAGCUGUAAAGACCUGGGAAACUGUAUGAGAACCAUGGGAUACAUGCCCACUGAAAUGGAGCUGAUCGAGCUGAGCCAGCAGAUCAACAUGAACCUGGGAGGACAUGUUGAUUUUGAGGAUUUUGUCGAGUUAAUGGGCCCCAAACUACUUGCUGAAACUGCAGACAUGAUCGGAAUAAAGGAAUUAAAGGAUGCCUUCAAAGAGUUUGACACUAAUGGAGACGGUGCGAUAAGCACGUCUGAGCUGCGAGAGGCGAUGAGGAAGUUGUUGGGCCAACAGGUGGGUCACAAGGAUGUAGAAGAUAUCCUGAGGGACGUCGACUUGAAUGGGGACGGUCUUGUUGACUUUGAAGAGUUUGUACGAAUGAUGUCUCGCUAAGACGGAUAGCGUGGCUGAUCAUCAAAUUGUCAGUCCUGAAUGUGAAGGUUUGCCCUCUCUACACUCGACUUAGUGCCACAGAGGACAAGCUACGAUCUCUGAGCCAUCCACACCUGAAUGAUACUGGAAUCAUAACCCCUUGAAUUUUGUGGAGCGAGGAAUCACCUCACACUUUGUUUGAAAAAGUGUUCUUCCUGAAAAAGUCUCCAGUUCAACUGAGGCAGAAUUUGCUGUAGCCUAGCUGACGAUUGUCCAACUUAUCUUUUUUUGCACUUUAACUCUCACUAUAUAACUUACUGUAUGGGUAGAUUGUUGUUUUGUCUUGACGUGGCAUUACUGUGUGUCUCGUAGACCAUCUCCACUCUGAUGUACAGGGGGGUGAGGUUGAGUGAGUGAGUGUCUCUAGAUAAGACGUACAAGAUGCGUGCACUGUUGAGAAUUUGAGUUUGUUUUCACUCGUCAUGUGCAGACUUCUACCAACCAGCUCACUUUGUUUGCGUUAGAAAAUAUCCUUUUAUUGGAAUGUCUUUUGUGUCACAUCGUUGCUCCAGCAAGGAACCCAUGUGGCAAUAUCACACCUGUAUUGUGACUGUGUGACCAUCUGUGAUAUGUCACUGUGCUAACCCAGUCCCAGAGAAGCAUUGCUGUCUGAUGCCUAGGCCGUGAGAGAAGCAGAUCUCUGAGCUUAAAGGGAAACUGCACUCUAAAAUACCUUUCACAUGUGCCACUCCCAUGUUAAUGAGAUCAAGGGCAGUUCAAGCAAUAUUUGCAAAGAUGCACAAGUUUAUUUUAAGCUUGAAUCCAGAGGACCUUAUCGUCAGUAACCUGCUCUGCUUUCAGAUUGACAGGAUCAGCAUAAGAAUUACCCCUGAGAACUCCUCUUGCACUUUCAUAUGAGCAUUAGCUGAUUACCAGCCGCGCAUUAGAGUGUAAUGAAGGGCGUGUAUGCACAAUGCUGUUAAACUCAGCCGAGACCACGUAGUAACAGUAAUUGCCUGAAAUACCCAGUGCAGAUAAGAAUGUGCUCUGGUAGUGCUUUUUCUUUAUCUUGCGCUGUUUGAAAGCAUCAGCACUUCUACCAGCCACCUCUUUAAAACAGUCAAGGACCCAGAUGGUCAACUAGAUUUUUUCCUCAAACAUCUGAUCUGCUCUGGACUCAUAUGGUUGCAUUUUAUAAUGUAAAGCCCCUCCUCUCUCUGUUGUCAUUGCAAGACAUUUUCUCGAGCUGCUGCUUUGAUAAUGAAUAGAAGACUGACACGCAAUUGUUUGUGCCUACAUCAUCUUUAUUUCUCAUCUUUGUUUUCCUUACUGUUGUAAGCCAGAAAGUUACUCAGCCACCUCGGAUUCUGAUCAAAAAUCCAAAAUCUCCUUCCAAUUCAGUGUAAAUGGAGCAGCUCAGAUUGUUUUUAUGUGAUAUAAUACAGCAAAGAUUUGAAUGAUCACACUCAUGAGUCCAGCUUUAAGGAAGGCUAAUCUCUGCCCAAGAUCACACAGUGGGAAGGUCAUAUGUGAAAUGUGUUGAGAGCGGAUGUGAUGAUGCUGUACCUGUACUGUAUGUCAAUGUCAACAUGAUUGUCGUUGUGGUAAGGUUCCACAAACCUGUGUUGUCUAAGCAGUUUUUAUGCAUGCCAAAGAGAGACAUUUAUGAAAUUCAGAAUGCACAUUUGCAUUUUUUUGUCUUAUGAAGUAAACAAAAAUUCUUGCCAAGAUAACUGUAGAGAAAAAUAAAACAUGUUUACAUCGGAGCCCAUUUUUCUGUGGUGAAACUGUUGAAGAGAAAAUACAAGCACAUGUA
Molecule: messenger RNA, 3065 nt
Organism: Myripristis murdjan (pinecone soldierfish)
Lineage: Eukaryota; Metazoa; Chordata; Actinopteri; Holocentriformes; Holocentridae
Gene: cabp1a
Product: calcium binding protein 1a
Exons: 7
Coding region: 101-1270 (389 amino acids)
Cellular component (GO): cytoplasm
Molecular function (GO): calcium ion binding; calcium channel regulator activity
Source: RefSeq, a predicted model, not a curated record